AUGCAAACACGUUCAACAUUAGAUACAAGUUCAAAUAAUUUAUUUACAAAUAUUGAACGAUUAGGUACACGUGAUUUAUUAUUCUAUGGACAACUUUCAUAUGAUACUAUAUUAACAUCAAUCCAAAGCAAUAAUACAUUACCAUUAUCAGUUAAUAGUUUAUUUGAUCACUUAUUUUUUCAUCAUGGUUUUGAUUUAACAUUAUCAUUACAAAUUCUAAUUGAAAUAUAUGUAAUAUUAAUUAAUAGUAUAUUACUUGAACAAAGAACAAAAGAAUAUAAUGAAUUAUAUAUAAAUUUAAUUGAACGUAAUUAUAAAUUAAUAACGAAAACUCAUGCAUAUGCAUCAUGUUUAUUUUUACUUGAAAGUCAUGAAGUUGAUUUAAAUUCAUAUGAUAUUUGGUUAUUAUUAAUGAAAGAUGAUAAUUUAACACAAAAAAUUAUUUCAAUUAGUCUUGAAAGACUUUCAAUAGUUGAACAAACAAUAAUUGGUAGUUCAUCAAUAAUAUCAUCAUCAGAUAAUAUUCUUAUUGAACUUGUUGAAGAAUUAUAUGAACGUACUAAACAAUCAUCAACAUUACCAUAUGAAGCUUUACUUUUAUUACGUCCAUUAACAUUAUUACUUGCACACAUUAGUUCUUUUUUUCGUGCUUUAAUUAAUGCACUUUAUUCAGCUAAAGUUAAUGACUGGACUUUAUUAUCAAUGACAAAUAUUGCACAAAGAUAAUCACUAUGUAUGGCUAUAUGGGAGUUAACUUGUCUUAUGUUAAGUGCAUGUCUAUCACAGGGUGUGGGUGUGGACGAAGACAAGACCUAUAAUGAUAUCCACACCCACACC
Molecule: messenger RNA, 837 nt
Organism: Rotaria sp. Silwood1
Lineage: Eukaryota; Metazoa; Rotifera; Eurotatoria; Philodinida; Philodinidae
Source: the annotation of a GenBank genome assembly